This is a messenger RNA of Synchiropus splendidus (mandarinfish), 890 nucleotides long. Its product is annotated as migration and invasion enhancer 1-like. The transcript is spliced from 4 exons. NCBI's taxonomy places the organism in Eukaryota, Metazoa, Chordata, Actinopteri, Syngnathiformes, Callionymidae. Gene Ontology annotation, biological process: positive regulation of filopodium assembly; negative regulation of apoptotic process. The record is from RefSeq and is a predicted model, not a curated record.
UUUUAUAAUAAAAGGGUGUUGACUUCCGGUCUGAAAGCCCCGCCCCUUCGGCCUCUGUAACCCGAACCAUUUAAAAGACCCGAGUCACUUGGUGAGCCGCGCAGGAGACGAAGAAGAAGAAGGAGGCUGCGAUGACGGUCGUUAUCAAAGUGGAAUACUGUGGCGCAUGAGGCUACGAGCCCCGCUACCGGGAACUCGCCUCCACCGUGUUGGCCGAGUUCACCGAGGCGGAGGUGUCCGGCGUCGUGGGAAGAAGAGGCAGCUUUGAGAUCCAAAUCAAUGGGCAACUCGUCUUCUCCAAGCUUGAGACGGGCGGCUUCCCGUACGAGGACGAUGUGCUCGGCGCGGUGCAGCAAGCCCACGAAGGGAAGCCGGUGGAGAAGAUCACCAAAAGCCGCCCGCCGUGCGUCAUCAUGUAAAUCAAUGAGCGGCGGCGGCGUCCAGGGUCGACCCGGCGUCUGACCCCUGCCACUGCUCCGGACACGGCUCUCCAUGCUGCUCAUGACUGCCGUAGCCCAAAAUGGUCACGGUUACGGUACGAUGUAAACUUCCUGGUGGGCCAGAGUCCAGGAUCCGUGGCUGGGGUGGAUGAUGUGGGUCGACUCCAUUUUUUUUUUUUUCUUGUUUUGUCACUGCCAUCAGUUUUGUUCUCCACUCACCUGUCAUGCGACUUCAUCAUGUGAAAGCAGUCAACAGAUGUUUAAUAUUUUAAAUAUUCCAACUUGAACUGGACUGGGAUUUGGGUCGUGCUUGACUACAGAUGUGUUGUCCUCACCUGGAGACGGGGGAGGGACCUCCUGCUGUGCCUCUUCUACCUGUCAAACCAUUUCAGAACAGAAACUGAAGAAAGAAGGAUGGAUUUUUGGUCAAUAAACAAUGUUUUUUUUGAA